Molecule: messenger RNA, 732 nt
Organism: Parnassius apollo (apollo)
Lineage: Eukaryota; Metazoa; Arthropoda; Insecta; Lepidoptera; Papilionidae
Source: the annotation of a GenBank genome assembly
AUGGAAGGAACACAGGAAUAUGUGAAUUUUAAUAUAACUAAUUCUAAUAAUGAAGAUGCGGCGCCAGUUGAAAGGCGUUUCAAGAGAGACAUUACAGUGUUAGAAUUUAAGAAAAAAUUGGAACUAGUGACUGGAGGUUCAGCUGCAACUAUGAAGUUAAAGUUGUUUGAUGUAAAAAACAAUUUUGUUUGUGACAUUGAUAAUGAUAAUGCACUGCUUAGUUCAUGCCCAAUCGAUAAUGGUAUGAGAGUACAUGUAAUUGACAAUUUCACUCUUGUCAAAGAUUUUGCUGCUACUGAUAGUGAUGAAAGGUUCCAACUUUCUGAACAAGAUUAUGAAAAGAAGGGGGACACAUUGCGGUCAUAUCUACAACAAAAUAAACUGGGCAAAUACAAUGAAGAAGAGGUGAAAAAAUCGAAAGAGCAACUGCAGCAGGAACUUGAAGAAGAGGCAAAGCUGGCCGCGAGCGUGGUGGUGGGGGCGCGGUGCGAGGUGCGCGUGCCGCAGCAGCCGCGCCGCCGCGCCACGGUGCGCUACAACGGUCCGCUGGACGGCGCCCACGGCAUUUGGAUCGGCGUGCAGUACGACGAGCCGCUGGGCAAGAACGACGGACAGGUGAACGGCAAACGAUACUUCACAUGUCCUCCCAAUCACGGUGGGUUUGUGAAACCCGUCUACGUGACAGUGGGAGACUUCCCGGAAGAAAAGUUGGAUGCGGAGGACGAAAUUUAA